AGUAAAAUUCCUGCCUGUGUAUAUAUUGAUUAUACAGAACUCAUUGUAGCUAGACCGAGACCGCCAUAAUAAUCCACACCGGAACAGAUUGUUUUAAGUUUAAAAUGUCCAAUUAAAAUCAAAAGAGGCUCGAAUUAUCUCAAGUGAAACCACGUGACUUGUAAGAAGAGGAAGGCUGCACUUUUUUUUAAUAUUUGGACGGAACCGAAAGCAAGGAAGCGGAGUGAUGAGUCAUGUAGGUUAUAGUAUUCUGUGAGUUCUGUCAACAUGUGGACGCUGAUCUAUCUGUUUCUUGCCUGUCUGGGUCUCUUGGGUUACACGGAGAGCAGGUCCACCUGCCCCCCAGAGGCCGUGCAGACCGUCAGAAACUGUAUCAGCUCCUCCAUUCCAUCCUUCGCACCCUCAAAAAAGUACACCCUGAAGGCCGAGAUAGAAAUCAUGUGGGGGGCUUGUAGAUCUUCCAGCCUUGCUGAGGCCUCUAACUGUGUAAAGCGUGUUAUGGACAAAUGUACCGGGAUGACUGAUGAAGAACAGAAUCUACAGAGACUUUUCAGCCACAAGGAUAUAGAACAUACCUAUAGAUACUUCUGUGACAAUUUCGAUCUGUAUGAAAAACACAUAGGGUGUAUUCAAGAUCAACAUCAGGCUGCCACUAACUGCUCUCGACCUCAGAUGGACAGCUUUAAAAGGAAAAUAACGGCCAAAUCACCUAUUGAGGUCAUGAUAUUGUCUAGUUGUUCCACCCACCAGAUAAUGACCGAGUGUCUGUUAGAGCCAGUGAACCAGAACUGCGGGGACAGAGCUGCCAUGUUCUUAGAACACAUCACGUUAAACCAACGUCCACCAGUGUGCCAUCCUCUGACGCCAAAGUACAGCAGUCUUCAGAAUGACCAACCUAACAGUGCCAUCACGUCAGCAAUGACGUCAGGGACCAUAUGGGGCUCUGUAUUAUUUAUGUUUGCUUGGAAUUUAAUGUCAUUCUGAAUUACCCUAAAGUAAUAAUCUUGUACUCUAACGAUGCAAAAAUCGUUUAAAAAUAUGUAAAUUUAAAAAGUUAUUAAUUACCUUAUUUGUGCAACAACUUCGUAAGUCAUCAGUUUGCACGUUCAAGACUAUAUGAGAUGCGUCCAAAGGAAUUAUCCCCUCGCUGCCUCUUGUGAUAUAUCAACCUUACCGGUGUUGAAUCAAAGCCACCAUUGAUGCACCUAGGUAGCCGUAAAACAAAUGGUACAUUCCAUUGCCUCAUCAUGCAACGCCGACAAAACAACGCAUGUGGCUGCUGCUUUUUUUUAGUCCCACAAACCCUGUAUGUAGCUUGUACAUGUAAUGUACAAAUCAGUCGUCUGUUACUUGCUGUGAAUACUUAGCAUCAAUGUAUAUAUCGUCGCAAGCCACGGGUUUUUUGUCCAUUUUAUUUCCACAAACCCCCCGGCAUUGUAACCCUUGGCUUGCGACAAUGUGCACAUAUAUAUGCAACUUUUUAAAUGUAUAUGCGCAAAUACUCAUCUUACGUUUGAAUUUACUGUUACAGUAUAACUUGUCAUAUUUUGUUCUGCAUGGAUAGUUCGACUGUGUUUUAUCAUUUUGUUUUUGAUAAAUUUAAUAUGUGCCAUAUAACUGUUAUAAGCUGGAGAAACAUGUAUAACUGUUAAAAUCAGUCCCUAUAAAGGAUCCUUUAUUACCUCCGCAGAAGUAGCUUAGGGGUUAUGUUUUCAUGUAUAUUUUACUUGUCCGUCUGAAAGAUAUGUAUAUUUUACUUGUCCGUCUGAAAGAUAUGGAAACAGUUCGGAACAGAAUUUGAUUUAAAAUGUACUGUGGACGGGGAAGAAUCAAUGGGUUAGACCGACCUAGGUAAAAAAAAAAUUCAUUAUCAGUUGAGAGAUCUCAGAAAAGUUACAGUUUUAAUAAAAUGAGGAAACUUUGCCUUUUGGACAAGGGAGAAUUAUUAACUAAAAUUUAUUGUAUCUUAAAAGGGAAUUUCAUGAAUUCUAUAGUAGGAGAGACAACUCUAGAUUCAACAGUAUGUCUUCCUCUCCAUGUGCCAUCUAUAUAUAGAGUUUAUUUACUGUACAUACUGAAAUUAUAAAUUAUGUUCAUUAUUUAUUUCAAAAUUAGUCAUCUUUUAAAAAAAUGUGCAAUAUGCAUAUUAAAAAAUAAUAAGCAUUUACGGUUGUUAAUUGCCCAAGCAGAUCUUCAACAUUGUUCAAUUUUAUUACAAAUUUUUAAAGCAUAUUGUCUUUGGAGAGCAAUAAAUUUUUAAUAACAAAGUA
Messenger RNA from Saccostrea echinata, 2270 nucleotides. RefSeq lists its product as uncharacterized. Bases 268 to 984 code for a protein of 238 amino acids. Lineage: Eukaryota; Metazoa; Mollusca; Bivalvia; Ostreida; Ostreidae. The record is from RefSeq and is a predicted model, not a curated record. The transcript is spliced from 5 exons.